AAAGAGGGAGGUUAGGUGUUCAUUGUAUUGUGAUUUAUGAUAUGUUCCUUUUGAUAGAACGUUGUAAAAAUGUUGAUUGCACGUUUUGCGAGUCGACUCAAAUACCUAAAAGUGGUCAAAGUACCGUUCAGAUUCAAGCAUAAAGACACACAUUGGUCGGUAAUAAGGAAGACUAAAACGAACACUGACAAAGCUCUGGAACAUUUUGAUGAUUUUUAUGACACCGUUUAUGGAACACUUUGGCCUGAUGUAAGGGCGGCUCUCCUCGUCGAGGACAACAAGUACAUGGCUGUAGUUAACAAUUUUAGUGACACAGAUAGAAUUGCUCAGACAUUCGAGAAUUCUGGAGCAAUAAAUCUGCGAGCAAUCUACAAAGCUCAACGUAAAUUGUUGAAAUCGAUAGAACAAGAAAAAGCGAUUAAGAGAAAAUUGAAAAAUUUAGAUGGAGGAAUAGAAGGAUUUUCUGCUGCCUCCGAGCAAAGCUUACAAGUCCCAUCAUCUGAUCUCUCAGAUAGUACCGAUUCUGCAGAUGAAACCGAGGAAGAUUCUAGCUCCUCGAAUGAUUCUGCUGUUCCACCAGAAUUGUUGUCAAUCGCCAGCAGUGAAAGCUCAGGGCAUUUGGACUUCGAACGAAUCAUAAAUCCACAGAAUGACUUGUCCAUGAGUUCUCUGCACCAAUAUGUUCCUGCCACAAAACUCAAAGGCAUGGAAGAUUUUGUUUUGGAGUCAGAACACUACGACUACUACAAGAAAGGUUCAGACCUCUCGAUUAAGGUUGAGAAGCAGCGGAAGUUGAAUUUCCCUGAACAUCUGAAUAUUUAUACUUUCGAAGAGGAGAACGAUACCAGAUUUUCAUCUCCACGAAAAGGAUCGACUGGUGUUUUAGAUUAUUACCUGCUUGAUGGUGGCUCCAUUCUACCUGUACUGGCUUUGGACCUAAGACAGAAUGACCAUGUGUUGGACAUGUGCGCUGCACCUGGUGGAAAGACUCUAAUCGCGCUUCAAACUCUUUUGCCUGGUCUGUUUGUCGCCAAUGAUAAUGCACACUCCAGAGUUAAGAGGAUAAAGAAUGUAUGUGAUCAGUAUUUUGACGGAAUGGGCCAAUGGGAUGAAAAACUGGUAAUCUCUCAGAAUGAUGCCAGAGUUAUUGGUGAGCAGGAUAAGUUUAACAAAAUACUGGUUGAUGUACCUUGCACAACUGACAGGCAUUCCUUACACGAAAAUGACAAUAAUAUCUUCAAACCAUCAAGGAUCAAGGAACGAUUAAAAUUACCAGAGAUCCAAACGGAAAUUUUGCAAAAUGCUCUGAAAAUUGUUCGACCAGGUGGUACCGUUGUUUACUCAACUUGUUCUUUAAGCCCGAUACAGAACGAUGGUGUCGUCCAAAUGGCGCUGAAAAAAUCUUGGGAAGAAACGAACUCGAUCUUUAUCGUAAAAAACAUGUCACCGUCGCUCCACCCAUUGAGGUGCAUCUAUAAUAUCAGUAGGCACGGUCUCAAGUAUGGUCAAGUUGUAUUGCCUUCUCUCGGCAACAACUUCGGUCCUAUGUACUUCUGCAAAAUCAUCAAAGUUCGGUAAAUAAGAGGAACAGCUGCUUGAUCCUGUGGCUUAUGUCUGCUGGUGCCGAUCUUAUUCCAUGGCUGUUCUACACCAGAUCCAAAGAUAGUGUAAGCCAAUAUUUCUACUAUGUAAAGCGCUACAGUAACGAAGAAAAUGAUGC
Diprion similis is the source of this 1720-nucleotide messenger RNA. RefSeq names its product 5-methylcytosine rRNA methyltransferase NSUN4. NCBI's taxonomy places the organism in Eukaryota, Metazoa, Arthropoda, Insecta, Hymenoptera, Diprionidae. Gene Ontology annotation, cellular component: mitochondrial large ribosomal subunit. The transcript is spliced from 9 exons. Bases 70 to 1578 code for a protein of 502 amino acids. Gene Ontology annotation, molecular function: methyltransferase activity. Gene Ontology annotation, biological process: rRNA methylation. The record is from RefSeq and is a predicted model, not a curated record.